Messenger RNA from Aspergillus luchuensis, 1158 nucleotides. The record is from the annotation of a RefSeq genome assembly. Lineage: Eukaryota; Fungi; Ascomycota; Eurotiomycetes; Eurotiales; Aspergillaceae.
AUGAGAAUAUUAAAAAGUCAUCCUUUAUUAAAGAUAGUUAAUUCUUAUAUGAUAGAUUCACCACAACCAGCUAAUAUAAGUUAUUUAUGAAACUUUGGAUCAUUAUUAGCAUUAUGUUUAGGUAUACAAAUAGUAACAGGUGUUACAUUAGCUAUGCACUAUACACCUAGUGUAUUAGAAGCAUUUAAUUCUGUAGAGCAUAUUAUGAGAGAUGUAAAUAAUGGUUGAUUAGUACGUUAUUUACACGCUAAUACAGCAUCAGCAUUCUUUUUCUUAGUAUACUUACACAUAGGUAGAGGAUUAUACUAUGGAUCUUACAAAUCACCUAGAACAUUAACAUGAGCUAUAGGUACAGUUAUACUUAUAGUUAUGAUGGCUACAGCGUUCUUAGGAUAUGUAUUACCAUACGGUCAAAUGAGUUUAUGAGGUGCUACAGUUAUUACUAACCUUAUGAGUGCUAUACCAUGAAUAGGUCAAGAUAUAGUUGAGUUUAUAUGAGGUGGUUUCUCUGUAAAUAAUGCAACAUUAAACAGAUUCUUUGCAUUACACUUCUUAUUACCUUUUGUAUUAGCUGCAUUAGCUUUAAUGCACUUAAUAGCUAUGCACGAUACAGUAGGAUCAGGUAAUCCAUUAGGAAUAUCAGGUAAUUAUGAUAGAUUACCUUUUGCACCAUAUUUUAUAUUUAAAGAUUUAGUAACUAUCUUUAUUUUCUUUAUUGUAUUAUCAAUAUUUGUUUUCUUUAUGCCUAAUGCAUUAGGAGAUAGUGAAAAUUAUGUUAUGGCUAACCCAAUGCAAACUCCACCUGCUAUUGUACCAGAGUGAUAUUUAUUACCUUUCUAUGCUAUUUUAAGAUCAAUACCUAAUAAAUUAUUAGGUGUUAUAGCUAUGUUCUCAGCUAUCUUAGCUUUAAUGGUGAUGCCUAUCACAGAUUUAUCAAAAUUAAGAGGAGUACAAUUCAGACCAUUAAGUAAAGUAGCCUUCUAUAUUUUCGUUGCUAAUUUCUUAGUAUUAAUGCAAAUAGGUGCAAAACACGUUGAAACUCCAUUUAUUGAGUUAGGACAAAUUUCUACUGUGUUAUAUUUUGCACACUUUUUUGUAAUAGUACCUGUAGUUAGUCUUAUUGAAAAUAGUUUAGUAGAAUUAGCUACUAAAAAAUAA